AUGUCGCACCAGACCUACAAGGAGAAGUUGCGGCGAGCGAUGGAAGAUCUGAAAGAGCUUUUGCAGCUCGAAAAAGACGCCGUUCUUUCAACGAGUUCCGAGACUGAAACGUUGUACCCAAAAAUUGCGCGGGUGUACGUGCGUUACAUUGUGCUGGCGAAUGCCAUAGAGGACUGCCAUCACAAUAUUGUCCAUCCUCAGGAGCGUUUGUUUGUGCGCAAAGUGCUCGACGCGUUGCUAGUGAGACUCCUCGAAAUCAAACAGAAGGUCAUCGCAACCAGUCCCCGGGAAGGCUCGCCUCACCUCUUCCUCUCAGAGGUUCUCUCUUUCCUCGACAUUUCCCCUGAACAAGCGGUCCUGAGAAUCCCCCGCUUCUUGAAAGACGAUCCAGCUGUGGCCGAGCAAUGGGAUGUCAAAAUGCAGAAACUCGAAUACUGGGCGACCACGCUCCGUGCUGAUGCGCUCAGGGCCUGGGCAGCGGCGAGUCGAAUCCAGGCUGUAUGGCGAGCGUGGUCGUGUCGCCGACGCGUCGAGAAGGAGAGAAGAACCUUUCUGGCGUUUUGGGGCUUGGACUUUGUGGAAAGUGCAAAGUUGGAGGACGAAGAACGCCUUCUCGAGCAAGUGUUUGCCGCAAGAAAGCUCUUCCAAAGAGAAGCCGGAAAAGCGUACCACGCCUCCCUCGUCACGGAACUCGAGUGGCUACGUGAGAACGUUGGAUCGGAGUUGAAAUUCCAAAAGUUUGCGGAAGGGCGAGACUGGAUGCUGGAAUUUCGGCGACAAGUUGGUUCUUUUCCUUCUUCGUUUGCCGAUCGCACGAAGGACUUUGACGGCGUUCCGCCUCCCCCGCCGGAUGGCCGGCCUUACAAGAUCGGUUUACCAGGGGCCGAUAAGAAACCAGAAGCAAAAGAAAAACGAAAAGCUGAGCCGUCAAAAAAGCCGGAAUCGGCCAGGGAAAAGAAGCCGGCAGCGGUAGAGCCAAGCGAAGAAACUCUGCCGACGAUCACGGACGAGCUGGGAGAACUCGCGAAGGAAUUCGAAGCGACGUGGGCCGAGUUUCCGUGGAGGGUGGACGCGGCGCAAGAGCCUGACAAAACGCUGACGCGGAAUCAAUUGCUUCCUCAGGUUGAAAGCGAAGUUACGGUCGCCGUGGACGAACUGCUAAAGCAAGAACUGGUUCGGCUACGGCAACAGUUUGACUUGGUGAAGGAGAAGCCGAGGAAAAAGGGGCAAAAGACGGGCGGAAAGAAGGCUGGGAAGAAGGGCGGAACGGCGAAGACCAAAUGCUGCAAUGCGGCGAAUCUUGCGGGGCCGUUGGAAGACAUUUUUCCCGAUCUCGUCAAAGACGGAAUCCUGAGGGGCGUCGAGCCUGCCAAGCUAGACGACUUUAUCGGCAACUUCCCCGUGUGUCCGACUCCUACUGACGAGUUCCUUCCUGCUCCGACGGCCUGGCAAAUCAAACAGUUUCUCGUUGAACAAAUUAUUCUCCCGCUGGCGUCCACAAGCAUUCGCGAGAAAACCCCCUUCCCAGCCAGAUCUCUCCUCCUCUAUGGCCCCCCAGGAUCGGGGAAGUCUCUCAUCUCUCGCAUCAUUGCAACUGAAGCGGGGGCAAUGUUCUUCGAUCUCUCGCCCGAUGUGAUUGAGAAUCUUUACAAGCAUCCAAAGACAGGCGCCUCCUUGAUGAUUCACAAAACAUUUCUCUGUGCACAGCAGCACGCCCCGGCGGUGAUCUACAUCGAUAACGUCGACCAAGUGUUCAUGUCAAAGAAAGGUGGAAAGAAGAAGGGUGCUGGAGAACAGACACAGUCGAGUGCUUGGAGGAUAAGGGAUCAACUCAAGGGUCAUCUAAACUUAGUGAAGAAGGCCGGCGGUCCCCUAAGUGCCUCAGAUCGUCUUCUCGUCAUUGGGUGCACUUCGCGACCGUUCGCCGACCGUCUAGACCAGAAGAGCAUGACUGAUUUCUUCGACCACAAACUGUGGCUAAAUUUUCCCAACUACGAAACCAGAAAAAUGAUUUGGGAAUCCCUGCUCAAGAAGAAACACGCGCGAAUCGAGACGCUUGGGCUCGCCAACCUCUCGACAUUGGCGGAGAUGAGCGACGGCUACUCAGGAGGCGCUCUAGAAGCCGCUGUGAACCACGUCUUCCUGGAACAGCGAGUCGCACGUCUUCCGGACGCGCCUGUUCAGCCCGCAGAAAUGGUUGGAGUUCUCUCGCGACUUCCUUACUGCUGGCCUGAAGAGUGGAUCCAAUUUCGGGAAUUUGAUUUCGUUGCAACAGGCGAAAAAGCACGCGCCGCCGCGCGGAAAGCGAAGGCAGAGGCAGAAAAAGCGGCUGCCGACAAGGCCAAAAGAAACAAGAAGUAG
This is a messenger RNA of Neospora caninum, 2361 nucleotides long. RefSeq names its product putative AAA family ATPase domain-containing protein. Bases 1 to 2361 code for a protein of 786 amino acids. The record is from RefSeq and is a predicted model, not a curated record. Gene Ontology annotation, molecular function: ATP binding; ATP hydrolysis activity; protein binding. NCBI's taxonomy places the organism in Eukaryota, Apicomplexa, Conoidasida, Eucoccidiorida, Sarcocystidae. The transcript has 7 exons.